AUGACGAGCACAUCAAACUGCUCGCAAGCGGCCGGUUCACCUCUGAUGAUGCUCUUGUUUAAGGUACCCAACAGCAACACGGCAAUGCAAGAAGGCGGAGAUAGUGAAGAUGAGGCACGAAGACGACGGGAACAACUAAAUCGGAGGCCCUCAUAUCGCCGAGGAGGUCGAGAUGGGUCAUUUGGGGUUGUUCCAGCUGCCGUAAAGUCUUCGUAUGGAUGA
Caenorhabditis remanei is the source of this 222-nucleotide messenger RNA. RefSeq lists its product as uncharacterized. The record is from RefSeq and is a predicted model, not a curated record. The transcript has 3 exons. Gene Ontology annotation, molecular function: protein binding. Lineage: Eukaryota; Metazoa; Nematoda; Chromadorea; Rhabditida; Rhabditidae. The coding region runs from base 1 to 222 and encodes 73 amino acids. Gene Ontology annotation, biological process: regulation of DNA-templated transcription.